Meriones unguiculatus (Mongolian gerbil) is the source of this 2932-nucleotide messenger RNA. RefSeq names its product transient receptor potential cation channel subfamily V member 6 (gene Trpv6). Gene Ontology annotation, cellular component: membrane. The transcript is spliced from 15 exons. Lineage: Eukaryota; Metazoa; Chordata; Mammalia; Rodentia; Muridae. The coding region runs from base 287 to 2473 and encodes 728 amino acids. The record is from RefSeq and is a predicted model, not a curated record. Gene Ontology annotation, biological process: calcium ion import across plasma membrane. Gene Ontology annotation, molecular function: protein binding; calcium channel activity.
GAGGGAGUGCCCGCACAGCUCCUGCUCACUCCCAACAGGAGCUCCAGAUAUACAAGCCAAGCAGAUUCUCAGCUCUGCCAAGUGGAACAAAGCAGGAGCCCUCUUCAGACGUAGGGGUAGCCACGGGAAGUCUCAUCAGCAAAACAGGAGAAAUAGGAAACAGGAGACGGGACCUCUACAGAGAGAGGGCAGGCCGGCUCUUGGGGGUGCCAAUGUGGCCCCAAGGCCGAGCCCAGUUGGGGUCUGGCAUCAGCCUCAGCCCCCCAAAGAACCAGCCUUCCACCCCAUGGGGUGGUCACUGCCCACGGAGAAGGGGUUGAUACUCUGCCUAUGGAACAAGUUCUGCAGAUGGUUCCACAGACGAGAGCCCUGGGCUCAGAGCCGAGACGAGCAGAACCUGCUGCAGCAGAAGAGGAUCUGGGAGUCGCCUCUUCUUCUAGCUGCCAAAGAAAAUGAUGUCCAGGCUCUGAACAAGCUGCUCAAAUUUGAAGGAUGUGAGGUGCACCAGAGAGGAGCCAUGGGGGAAACUGCACUGCACAUAGCAGCCCUCUAUGACAACCUGGAGGCUGCCAUCGUGCUGAUGGAGGCUGCCCCAGAGCUGGUCUUUGAGCCCAUGACCUCUGAGCUCUAUGAAGGUCAGACUGCACUGCACAUCGCAGCAAUAAACCAGAAUGUGAACCUGGUCCGCGCCCUGCUUGCCCGAGGGGCCAGUGUCUCUGCCCGAGCUACAGGUUCAGUCUUCCACUACAGCCCUCACAACCUCAUUUACUACGGAGAGCACCCUUUGUCCUUUGCUGCCUGUGUUGGCAGUGAGGAGAUUGUUAGGAUGCUCAUUGAGCAUGGAGCUGACAUCAGGGCCCAGGACUCCCUGGGAAAUACAGUACUGCACAUACUCAUCCUUCAGCCCAACAAAACCUUUGCCUGCCAGAUGUACAACCUGCUACUGUCCUAUGAUGGGGGAGACCACCUGAAGUCCCUGGAACUUGUAACCAACCACCAGGGACUCACCCCCUUCAAGCUGUCUGGAGUAGAAGGCAACAUUGUGAUGUUCCAACACUUGAUGCAGAAGCGGAAACACAUCCAGUGGACAUAUGGGCCAUUGACCUCAACUCUUUAUGACCUCACUGAGAUCGACUCCUCAGGAGAUGAUCAGUCUUUGCUGGAACUUAUUGUUACUACCAAGAAGCGGGAGGCUCGCCAGAUCCUGGACCAGACACCUGUGAAGGAGCUGGUGAGCCUCAAGUGGAAGAGGUAUGGGAGGCCCUACUUUUGCGUGCUGGGCGCCAUCUACGUGCUAUACAUCAUCUGCUUUACCGUGUGCUGCGUCUACCGUCCCCUCAAGCCCAGGAUCACUAACCGCACCAAUCCCCGUGACAACACCCUCCUGCAGCAGAAGCUUCUUCAGGAGGCAUAUGUGACCCCCAAGGAUGAUCUUCGGCUGGUGGGGGAGCUGGUGAGCAUCAUUGGGGCUGUGAUCAUCCUGCUGGUGGAGAUUCCAGACAUCUUCAGGCUGGGAGUCACUCGAUUCUUUGGGCAGACCAUCCUUGGGGGGCCAUUCCAUGUCAUCAUUAUCACUUAUGCCUUCAUGGUGCUGCUGACCAUGGUGAUGCGGCUCACCAAUGCAGACGGGGAGGUGGUGCCCAUGUCCUUUGCUCUGGUGUUGGGCUGGUGCAAUGUCAUGUACUUUGCCAGAGGAUUCCAAAUGCUGGGUCCCUUCACCAUCAUGAUUCAGAAGAUGAUUUUUGGUGACUUGAUGCGAUUCUGCUGGCUGAUGGCUGUAGUAAUCCUGGGAUUUGCUUCAGCCUUCUAUAUCAUCUUCCAGACAGAGGACCCUGAUGAGCUGGGCCAUUUCUAUGACUACCCCAUGGCACUGUUCAGCACCUUUGAACUCUUUCUCACCAUCAUUGAUGGCCCUGCCAACUAUGACGUGGAUCUGCCCUUCAUGUACAGCAUCACCUAUGCAGCCUUUGCAAUCAUCGCCACACUGCUCAUGCUCAACCUCCUCAUUGCCAUGAUGGGUGACACUCAUUGGAGAGUUGCCCAUGAGCGGGAUGAGCUCUGGAGAGCACAGGUUGUGGCCACCACUGUGAUGCUAGAACGGAAGCUGCCUCGCUGCCUCUGGCCUCGCUCUGGGAUAUGUGGGCGCGAGUAUGGUCUUGGGGACCGCUGGUUCCUGAGGGUGGAAGACAGGCAAGAUCUCAACAGACAACGCAUCCGCCGCUAUGCACAAGCCUUCCAGCAACAAGAUGACCUCUACUCUGAGGACUUGGAAAAAGACUCAGGAGAUAAACUGGAGAUGGCACGUCCCUUUGGUGCCUAUCUGUCCUUUCCUACACCCUCAGUGUCUCGAAGUACCUCCCGGAGCAGCACAAACUGGGAAAGGCUUCGACAAGGGGCCCUAAGGAGGGACCGGCGGCGAGGGAUAAUCAACCGGGGCCUAGAAGAUGGGGAGGGAUGGGAGUACCAGAUCUGAAGGUUGGUUCUCAUCAAGCAUCAGAACAGAAUGAAAGAAAGCCAGUUAAAAAUAUAGGCAUCACCCUUGAACUCCAAGGGUGAUGGGGGAGGAGCAUGCCAAGGAAUGCAAAUGGAGAAUAGAUGCUCCAGGUUUCCACAACUCCUUCAGCUUGGAGCAAAUGGCAGAAGACUCCAUAGUCCUUGUCUCAACCAAGCAUUCCUUGUUCUCUUCUUGAAGCUCCACUGCACACCAGAGCACUUUAAAGGCAGGCUUGCUGUCUCGGGCACCUGUCUCCAGCCAGGUCUUCUAAGAGGGAAGGGACAGAACUCUUCCUAGUGUGCUGCAGACAACUCAUGGAGAACACUGAGUUUGUGGAAGGGUGUGUGACGGAGAGAAUGCAGGCAUCAGUCUAAGGGUGGGGAAGCUAGGCUGAGCCUUGCCACCUUCCAAUAAAGUCAUUUCCUGAUUCCCCACCCA